AUGAUGACUUCCCCCCGCAAUUUCAGCUGGCAGGUCCUGGCGGCCUACAAAAGCCUCUUGGCGUGCGGUGCACUCCUCUUCUUCCUCGCCAUCGGGAUGGAUCUCCGAGCUGAGCUCGGAGCUGGAACCAACGAGAAGAAGAUAUUGAAGCGCGACUCCACCAGCACCGGAGACGCGGCCAUAUGGCAGCCCACAGCCGGCGUCAAAUGGCAGAUCCAACUAGUCGACACCGUCGAGGAUACCAGCGUGGACGCGGACAUCUGGGACAUCGACCUCUUCGAAAACACAGCCGAGACAAUCACCACUCUCCAGGGCAAAGGACAUAAAGUCAUUUGCUAUUUCUCCGCAGGCACCUACGAGGACUGGCGCUCAGAUAAAGACAAAUUUAACUCUGCGGACCUUGGCAGCGACCUGGAUGAAUGGGCCGGCGAGAAAUGGCUGAAUAUCAAGUCUGACGGUGUUCGCUCGGUUAUGCAGUCUCGCCUGGACAUGGCGAAGGAGAAGGGCUGUGAUGGAGUUGAUCCGGACAAUAUUGAUGCGUACGGCAAUGAGAAUGGCCUUGGGCUGACUGAGGCUGACUCGAUUGCGUAUUUGUCUUUCCUUGCUGAUGAGUCGCAUUCUCGUGGCAUGUCUAUUGGACUGAAGAAUGGGGGCGAUAUCAUUGGCUCGGUCAUUGAUAAGAUGCAGUGGUCGGUUAAUGAGCAAUGUGCGGAGUAUAAUGAGUGUGAUGUCUAUGCUGCUUUUACGGAGGUUAAUAAGCCGGUUUUCCAUAUCGAGUACUCUGAUGUGACCAUUGAUGCUGUCAACUCUGGCAGCGGGGAUGCCGACGCUGACAAGGAUGAUACGGAGACCGGCACCGGCUCUGAUGCUACCACCGCUGGGACAGGAAGUGAUGUUGACGAGGCAAGCAGCAUAGAGGGUGGCGCCAGUACCAACGCUGAGGACGGAGAUGAUGAGGAGGAUGAGGAGGACGAUGAUGAUAACGAUGACGAGGACAAUGAGGACAACGACGCUAGGCCCCACAGAAAUGGCAAGCAAAGACACAGGCACACCCACCGACACGACUACCGCAAGCUCAGAGCCAGAGCCGUCCUGUCAUCUGCGUUGAAAAACUCGGCCUGCAACGCAGCCAACUCCGACAAGUUCUCCACUGUCAUCAAGAACAUGAACCUCGAUGCCUGGGUUGAGUAUUGCUAG
Messenger RNA from Penicillium bovifimosum, 1197 nucleotides. Its product is annotated as endo alpha-1,4 polygalactosaminidase. NCBI's taxonomy places the organism in Eukaryota, Fungi, Ascomycota, Eurotiomycetes, Eurotiales, Aspergillaceae. The transcript has a single exon. Bases 1 to 1197 code for a protein of 398 amino acids. The record is from RefSeq and is a predicted model, not a curated record.